AUGCUUUCAGGACAAAAAUGGAAUUAUAUUAUGGAAAAUUCGAAUGAUUCAAAUGAAGUUGUUGAUAAUAAUACAAAUGAAAUAGCUAUAAAUAGUAAUAAUAGUGAAAAGAAUGCGGACGAAACUAUGGACUAA
Racocetra fulgida is the source of this 135-nucleotide messenger RNA. NCBI's taxonomy places the organism in Eukaryota, Fungi, Glomeromycota, Glomeromycetes, Diversisporales, Gigasporaceae. The record is from the annotation of a GenBank genome assembly.